This is a messenger RNA of Cephus cinctus (wheat stem sawfly), 1995 nucleotides long. RefSeq lists its product as uncharacterized. Lineage: Eukaryota; Metazoa; Arthropoda; Insecta; Hymenoptera; Cephidae. The transcript has 5 exons. The coding region runs from base 1102 to 1875 and encodes 257 amino acids. The record is from RefSeq and is a predicted model, not a curated record.
AAACUAAUCAUCUGAAUUUUGUUGUUUCUGCCGAGAAAAACUGUGAAUGUAAGAAUAGAUGUGGAAUAUAGACCGUCGAUUGAACUUGAACGGACAGAUGGAAGGGAUUCGUUAGGUUAGCAGGCAUGCACGAUUACUAUACUAAGUGCCUAUCGUGCCUAUAGCAUAUAGUGACAGAUUGCGGCUGUACUGUAUAGGUCGUGCAGUACCCGCCGACCAACCAGGUUCCUUGCCAAGUCGUACACAUUGUGACGCCAUGUUACGGUCUGUCUGUGCACGCCAUCAGAUUACACACGUAUGUGUACACAACUCGCCGAAUUGCGAGUAUUUCUUGCACAUGUAAUUCGCUCUGGAAAUACCAUAAUCUACAUUUUUCUCUGUUUCCCUCCCACUCGCGCGCUCUCAACUGAGACACUUCCCUGGCAUUCUUUGCCGUUUAAACAAAUCAACAACUUGCCUCACGUUCCUAUCGCAUUCGUUUUCCAUAAGUACAACACAUGCUUUGUAUAUAAAUUACGUGUCUCACUCUGUUUAUAUAUAUAAUAUUAUAAAUAGUCGCUAAACUCUUAGGAGGAUAUCCAUAUCUUUCAAUGGUGACCUUAUCACGUGAUCCCAGCACAGCGUGCAAAACAUGUCAUGCCAUCCUGAAAAUUACGGUAAUGGGCUUGGUUGCCCAAUGUAGACUCUGAAGACUCUCGAUUCUCCGUACCUCGACGGUCGAAGGUCACGGAGACAUCGCUAACUGCGAGGCGCAAUAGAGUCUGCCUGCCACAAGAAAGGAAUUCCAGAUCGACAUGCGGCUGCUGCUGCACAUCGUCGAUUCCAUAUUCACGUAAUCUAUUAUUUAAUGGCCGCGCAUAACAACUUCAUUCCUUUCUCUUUCGCGGGCGAAAGCAGUGGAGAAACGAUCUCAAGCGAAUUAACGAAUCUCUGAAUCCCCGUGGAAGUUCACGUUCAGGAACUUUCACGCCUCCUCGACUCUUCGCUAAAAGUAACAGUUUCCAGUUCGCUUGCACCGAAGACGUUUCGGUUUCUCGACUGAUCGUAGUUGUCCGUUUAUACCUUGAUCACAUCACGAAUGUCAUUGGGACGCGCGACGCGAUGGCUUAUCCUCCCUGCGUAAUCACGAUUCGCAAAUUCACCGAUGUAUCGUCAUCCAAUAGCAGACGGAAAAGUCAAGAGUUUCUAUUGUUGUGCAUAGCCAUAAUGGCGAGCACGUGCUCGUGGGCGCAAGAUGUAAAUACAAACACAGUAAGUCCAGGAAACGUGUCGCCUGCGACAUCGAUCAAGGACUCAGAUUCGGUAAGGAGUCGAGAGCUCAUUUGUCCGGUUGGUCAGCAGCUUGGGAGACUCGCACAGCUUUUCGCCAUCCCCUGUAAUCGACAUGGAGACUGUGCAAUUUUGGGCCCCGAUGAACGUUGUUGUGGAUCCCUAUGUCGGAAGGGCAUACCAGCCCCACCAAAGGAGCCACCACACGAGGCCGUACUAGGGAUAGAUCGCAUGUGUCCCAAGGAGCCGGUGCCGGAAACGCUUCCCAUACAGCGAUGCAAGACGGACAGAGAUUGUGGAAACAGCAGAAGGAUUUGCUGUCCUGAUCAGAAGGAUCUACAGCUUUACUGCAGGACCGCUGCACCAGUUUGGGCACAACUUCCUUUUCAGCAAACUCAUGCCACUUUGAUGUCUCUGCUUGCGUACAUGCAAUGCCAGGCGCCACCGCCAGCUACUCUCGAUUUGUUUCCGCAAGCUUGCAAUCGUACUACCGACUGUUUUCCUAAUUUAUGCUGUCAAGAAGGUAACGGGAAGUACUGCAGAGCUCCAAAAAAAUCACUGGCUGCCCUAGUCGCACAGGCGACGCAGAGAUUUGCAAGAGGAUAAAUAAAAGAAAUAUGAACCGCUCGAAAAUUACGCUUGACAUUAUUUGGUAAUCUUGAACAUUGGAUAGAUCAAUUAAACUACGUCAGUAUUUUUUAAACUUAUAUACUGAUUUUUUGUCGU